Molecule: messenger RNA, 2314 nt
Organism: Paralichthys olivaceus (Japanese flounder)
Lineage: Eukaryota; Metazoa; Chordata; Actinopteri; Pleuronectiformes; Paralichthyidae
Gene: waslb
Product: WASP like actin nucleation promoting factor b
Biological process (GO): regulation of Rho protein signal transduction; actin filament organization
Molecular function (GO): small GTPase binding; actin binding
Source: RefSeq, a predicted model, not a curated record
UGUGAAUGUUUCUUGAUCUUGGGCCUCACUUGGAAAAGAGAUCUUGAUCUCAAAGUCACUGCCUGAUUAAAUAAACGUGAAGGAGUCCAGUGGGUUACCAGGUUAACCUCCUUCUAUUAGUCCUUCCCAGCAACUACUGACUUAGUGGCAGUCCCUCCUGACGACGGUCAAAUGGACGCAGUGUGUAACAGAUCAUCGUGUUUCGGGAUCCUUCUAUUGAGGAAACAUUAAAUAACAAAACUAUAAAUAAUAUAAACAGCACAUGAAAGGGGCGGGGCUACUUGAACAGCCUGCGCGCGCGCUCCUGUGGACGUUGGCCAGUUUCUGGCAGAGGAUCCUUUUCUCUGCGCGACACCGGCGCUGCCAUCUUUGACGGAGCUGACUCCGGCUCCGCAGCGACACGACUUCCCAGGAAAGUUUAAACAUCUCGCGUCUCCUCUCCGGUCGCUGCUGAGCUCGACGUCUCCCGGCUCUACCCGAAGCACGCACACUUUCUCCGGCACACGAGGGACAAACCGAGCCGGUGCGAGGAGACGGAGGAGAGGGGGUGGGGGGGUCGCAGGAAGGCCACGGAUCACCCGGGGGAUUGUUUAAGUGUCAUAUCGGAUCUUUUAGAACCAGUUAGAGUCGCUGCUUUCUUUGGAAACUCACCCACCAUGAGUGGACACCCGCCACAGCGGCGGCAAGGGAACGUCGGCUCCAUACUUCUGUCGCCGCAGCAAAACGAGUCCCUCUUCAACCACCUCGGCAGGAAAUGCAUCUCAAUGUCCUCAGCAGUGGUCCAGGUGUUUGUAGCAGAUAGGAGUUCUAGCUGGACCAAGAAGUGCGGCGGGGUGGCCUGUCUGGUCAAAGACAACCCGCAACGAUCCUACUUCAUCAGGGUCAUUGACAUCAAGGAUGGAAAAAUUAUGUUUGAACAGGAGCUGUACAAUAACUUCAGCAUCUACACCCCAAAACCUUACUUUAUGACGUUUGCUGGAGACACAUGCCAAGUGGGUCUGAACUUUGCCAGUGAAGAGGAGACCAAGCGUUUCCAAAGCCAUGUGACAGAGCUUAUGGGGAAAAGACAGAGAAAAUCCGAGAAGAGACGUGACCCUCCAAAUGGUCCCGCAUUGCCCAUGGCAACAGUCGACAUCAAAAACCCAGAGAUCCACAAUGCUCAUCGUUACCAUCACAACCCUCAGGUGAACAACAUUGUGCACUCUGCCUUCCCCAAGAGGGAGAAAAAGCCAAAGGGGAAGAAGAAGAGGCUGACCAAGGCGGACAUUGGCACACCGAGCAACUUCCAGCACAUCGGUCACGUAGGCUGGGAUCCAAACACAGGCUUUGAUUUGAAUAACUUGGACCCGGAGCUAAAGAACCUCUUUGACAUGUGCGGCAUCUCCGAGGCCCAGCUGAAGGACAAGGAGACCUCGAAGGUCAUCUACGACUUCAUCGAGAAGAAAGGAGGCGUCGAAGCUGUGAAAAACGAGCUGCGGAGACAAGCUCCUCCACCUCCUCCAUCCAGAGGUGGCCCUCCUCCCCCACCCCCACACCACAGCUCAGCCCCUCCUCCCCCUCCUCCUGCACGAGGGCGAGGUGCCCCGCCGCCACCUCCCCCCUCCAGAGUGCCCAUCUCCACGCUCCCACCUCCCCCUCCAUCUCGCCCAGGCAUGUCCGCCCCACCACCGCCGCCCCCACCAAGCCGAAGUUUUCUCCCGCCUCCCCCUCCGCCGGCUCAUGCCUCAAUUCCGGUGGCGCCGCCGCCGCCGCCACCUCCUCCGCUCUCGUCCUCGACUCCAUCUAGUGGUGGCGCACCGCCUCCCCCUCCUCCUCCUCCCCCACCCCCUGGCCCUCCACCCCCUGCUCCUCCGCUGCUCCCAGAGGCUAACAGAGGGGACAGCGUUGCCUCCUCAACAGGCACGUCGGCGCUGCUGAGUCAGAUCAGAGAGGGCACGCAGCUGAAGAAGACUGAGCAAAAAGAGAGGCCAGUGUCCAACACCGGCAGAGACGCACUUCUGGACCAAAUCCGACAAGGAAUCCAACUUAAAGCGAGGGAUGACAACACAGACUCAACUCCUUCCACCCAAGCCCCCUCAGCAGGCAUCGUAGGAGCGCUGAUGGAGGUGAUGCAGAGAAGGAAGGCUAUUCACUCUUCAGACGAAGACGAUGACGAUGAAGAUGAUGAAGACUUUGAGGAGGACGACGAAUGGGACGACUAGCGAUUUUUGUUUUUCUUCUUUUCUUUUUUUUCUCCCCUUCCUAUCCCUCUGGAUGACUAUGACACUAAAAAAAUUCUCGUCUUUCUGAAAAGAAAUCUUUAAUUUCAAAANGA